Molecule: messenger RNA, 2847 nt
Organism: Formica exsecta
Lineage: Eukaryota; Metazoa; Arthropoda; Insecta; Hymenoptera; Formicidae
Gene: twin
Product: CCR4-NOT transcription complex subunit 6-like
Exons: 10
Biological process (GO): nuclear-transcribed mRNA poly(A) tail shortening
Cellular component (GO): CCR4-NOT complex; nucleus; cytoplasm
Molecular function (GO): poly(A)-specific ribonuclease activity; protein binding
Source: RefSeq, a predicted model, not a curated record
AUCAGAUAGCUCCGUUUGGCGCACGAUCGGUGCAGUUGAUAAAUGGAGGAUCCGUGUUUGUCAAGGUAGUUUUGUUUACGCGGAAAUUUUCACUCGGUAACAACUCUUCGCGUGUUCCGUUUGUGCUGAAGAGGUAGAUGAAGAAUAUCAUAACAUGUCCCGCAAUCAUAAGGACAAGUAUGAGAACUCCAACCCACGUCGUAUUUACACACUCAUGUGCUCUGAGGACUAUCAAUCGGGGAAGAAAUCUCAUUGGUCGGAGUUGGAGAUAACAGGCAGUAUAAGAAACUUAAGCCCCAACUUGUGGCAAAUGAUUCAUCUGACAGCUUUGUAUCUGAACGACAAUAGUCUGCAGAGAGUACCAGCUGAAAUUGGUCGUCUUGUCAACUUGCGCAUUUUAGAUCUCAGCAGCAAUAAAUUAAAUUCUUUAUUGUAAAAUUUCUUAUAUUAUUUCAGGGAGUUGUUAUUGAACCAAAACUACCUUCGCGUGUUACCGUACGAACUAGGGAAGUUGUUCCAAUUACAAGUGCUUGGACUUCAAGGAAAUCCACUCAGCAAGGAUGUAUUGACGUUAUAUGGGACUGGGGAGCCUGCAGGGACAAACAAGCUGCUGACAUACAUGUUGGACAACUUACAAGUUACAGCAAACCAUCCGCCCCAAAGACCGUGGAUUCCGUUGACAAGGCCCAACAGGACGAGACCAACAUGCAUAUUUACGGUGAUGUGUUACAACGUGCUUUGCGACAAGUACGCGACACGGCAGAUGUACGGCUAUUGUCCGAGCUGGGCGCUGGACUGGGAGUAUCGGAAGAAGGGUAUCCUCGACGAGAUACGGCAUUACGCCGCGGACAUCAUCAGCCUGCAAGAGGUCGAGACGGACCAAUUCUACAAUUUCUUCUUGCCGGAGCUUAAACACGACGGCUACGACGGCAUAUUCUCGCCCAAGUCCCGCGCGAAAACGAUGGCGGAAAACGACCGCAAGUACGUCGACGGCUGCGCCAUUUUUUAUAGGACCGCCAAGUUUUCUCUGAUAAAGGAGCAUUUAGUUGAAUUCAAUCAAUUGGCGAUGGCGAACGCGGAGGGUUCGGACAACAUGUUGAAUCGAGUCAUGCCCAAAGAUAACAUAGGACUGGCUGCAUUACUUAGGACUAAGGAAGCCGCUUGGGAUAAUGGUGUUCCAUCUGAUCCAGCACAAGUGCAACAACCAAUUUUAGUUUGUACGGCGCACAUCCAUUGGGAUCCCGAAUUUUGCGAUGUAAAAUUGAUACAGACGAUGAUGUUGAGCAAUGAAUUACGUUCCAUUUUGGACCAAGCUGGCCAGUCAUUCAGACCCGGCCAUAAGCCUGACUCUUCCAAUGUUCAACUGCUACUUUGUGGCGACUUUAAUUCCUUACCUGAUUCUGGUGUGAUCGAAUUUCUUACAUCCGGACGUGUAGCAGCCGAUCAUCGUGAUUUUAAGGAUUUAGCGUACAAAUCGUGUUUACAAAAGAUCUCUGGCUGCGAUAAACCUAACGAGUUCACGCAUUCUUUCAAGCUUGCAUCUGCCUAUAGCGAGGACAUUAUGCCCUACACCAACUAUACAUUUGAAUUUAAAGGCAUAAUAGACUACAUUUUCUAUUCGAAGCAAAGUAUGGUGCCACUAGGCCUCCUAGGUCCAUUGAGCCCAGAGUGGUUUAAAGAGCAUAAAGUAGUAGGAUGUCCUCAUCCUCAUGUCCCAUCUGAUCACUUUCCUCUGUUAGUGGAGUUGGAAAUGACACCGACAGUAGGAACAAGUAAUGGUUUGAUCUCACGCAGGUAGCAGCCGCUGCGAUCUAGGCCCAAGUAACCAUAAGAAGACGAGAAAUCAAUAAGGAAGGUAAAAAAGGGGAAAAAAGAAUUUGCAUCACUUCUUCUCUACUUACUUCUGGCUCUAGCAAUAUCAUUCGCAGUCGACUUAUUACUCUUACUACAAUAGAGCGAACGUUAUACAUAUAAAUACUCCAUACAUUGCCGCACAUUCAAUCAACAGCAAUUGCUGUCGUUGAGACGCCGACGAACACACAAUUCUAAUGACCAGGUGAAGGGAGCCGUGUUGUAAUGCGUUUAGCUAGCCCAUGUAUAGUGUAUUGCAUUUUUAAGAGCUAACUCACUCUCCCACGCCUAAGAAUUAUUGUAACCUCUCUAUUUACCAUCAUAAUAUGUAUGUAGAUACCUAUUUUCCUACAAAAAAUAAAGAAAGAGAAAAUGACGAUAUUCCGAUCAAGAAGCCUCUGUGAUAUCAACAUUUAACACAAUUGGAACAAAUUAACAUAUUUACUAGUAAACGAAACUAGUAGAGCGUCUUACUAGAUAGAGAGAGAGAGAGAGAAAGAGAGAGACACAUCUUAAAUAAAACUCCCUCCUCCCCUUCCUAAAUGUCAUUACAACAUCCUCCAAGCCAACCUUUUGAUAAGAAUGCUGCCAUCCAAUGAGAGAGAAAAAGAAAAAAAAUUGUAUUUUUAAACAAAACGAAAACAAAAAAGCAUAUGAAAACAUACAUGCUAUACUGGGCUGUGCGAAGUGAUUGGAGUGAUUGACUUAAAACAAUUUCAAUGCAAGUACAAAUCUGUUCUUAUUGGCCACGUAUAUAUUGAUAUAAUAUGAUAAUGUUAUAUAAGAAAACAAGAAAACAUAGAUGAUAUUGUAGCGGGUGUAUUUGUAAGUACGAUAUAAUAUAAUGAUAUUCAUCACAUACAUUUAUUAUAGUGUCAAAGUGAGACCAGUUCGACAUUCGCCCACAUUUUAGGUAUCCGUUCGAUUCCGAUUAUAUUAAUGUAUAUGUGCUCUGUAUACCACAUAAUCCUACUACUUGUUAAUUCAGUUGCCAUC